This is a messenger RNA of Micromonas commoda, 3768 nucleotides long. RefSeq names its product chloride Carrier/Channel family. The transcript has a single exon. The coding region runs from base 1 to 3768 and encodes 1255 amino acids. NCBI's taxonomy places the organism in Eukaryota, Viridiplantae, Chlorophyta, Mamiellophyceae, Mamiellales, Mamiellaceae. Gene Ontology annotation, biological process: transmembrane transport; chloride transport. The record is from RefSeq and is a predicted model, not a curated record. Gene Ontology annotation, cellular component: intracellular membrane-bounded organelle; membrane. Gene Ontology annotation, molecular function: voltage-gated chloride channel activity.
AUGGCCAAGAUCCUCGCCAGCGCCGCCGCGACGCGCCUAAGGGAGGUCGCGCCCGACGCGGGAGUCUCAACGCCGAUCCCGUCGCGGCGCCGAACCACGAAAAUGGAUCGAACCGCGUCCACCCCCACACCCGCGCGGCGCAAGACGGGAGCCCCGGACGUCGCGUCCCCCAAAGGCCGCCGCACGCUCGAGCGUGAGAUGCGCAGGCUCUCGCGCGCGCGAUCCGCGCCGGAUUCUCCCGACCGGUACGGCGCGCGGGCGGAGGACGACGCGGACUACGACGCCGGCGACAGGUCGUGCUCGAGCGGAUCGGACACCCCCGACUCCACCACGCCGCUGAGGCGCGAGGACCGCUCGUCCUCCGUCGCCGGCGCCGCCGCCCGCGCGCACCGUCGUCCAGGAAGGAGUCUCCGCGACAGCCCGAGCAGGCACCUGGACAAGUCCCCGUCGCUCGCGUCCGUCGCUGAAGACGACGACGGGGAGCGGCGCGACGACUUCGACGACUUCGACGACUUUGACGACUUCGAGGGUGACUCCACAGCGCCGUCCAGCCCCGGUCGGCCGACCGCCGCGCGCGGUCGCCCGCCCGCCACCACCACCACCACGUCGAUGACGACGCUCAGCGGAGCGAGGCGUGCGCUUCGAAGCGUGUCCACCUUCCUCUUCGGCGCGGCGGCGGCGGCGGGCGAUCGCGGCGGCGACGCCAGCGGAAACUCAACCGCGUUCGCCACUCCGUACGCUUCGAAGCGCGCCUCCGUCGUUCGCCACGGCGAGUGCCCCGCCGACGGGGAGGCGUCGCACGCGCGCACCGGUCCCCCGCCUCCGCCCACGAUCCGUCUGAGGCGCACGUCCUCCUACUACGUCGCGGGGGGCGCGUGCGGGGGCGAUCGGGGCGGAUCGGGCUUUGGGUCCUUUGGCGGUUUCGGGUCAGGGGCGGGUGACGCGAGCACGCGGGAGGAACGCGAGCGAGCCAGGCGCGUCGAGCUCGCGCGGUACCGGGGUCGAUGCGCGGCGGCGGGUAAGUUGGCGGUGACGACGCUGGCGGGGACCCUCGCGGGCGUCGUGCUGUGGGCGAUGACGACGGUGACGGCGCAAUUGACGAUGGCAAAGUUCAACGCGACGAGGGCGCUUUUGGGCAACGACGACGGGGCGCUGCCCCGCGCCUGGGCGUUCUACUGCGCGUGCGCGGUGGCGUGCGUGGGCGCGACCGCGUUCGGGAUACUCCAUCCGAAGGGCGCGCCGAUGGCGAGGGGCAGCGGGAUCCCCGAGCUGAAGGGGUACCUGAACGGCAACAGGCAGCAGGGCCUGUUCCACUGGCGCACUUUCCUCGGUCGAAGCGUGGGCAUCUGCCUGGUCAUCACCGCCACGAUGCCAUUCGGGCGGGAGGGGCCGUCCGUUCACAUCGGCGCGUGCGCAGCCUCCGUGGCGCUCAACCUACCGUGGCGCACCUACCUCGGAUGGCAACCCUCGCCGGAGGAGCGCCGGCAGAUCCUCCAGCUCGGCUCAGCCGCCGGAGUCGCCGCCGCGUUCAACGCUCCAAUCGGCGGCCUCCUCUACGUCAUGGAGGAGGUCGCCUCGAACCUUCCCCCCGAUUACGUGUGGCGAGCGUUCAUGACCGCGGGCGUCGCCGUGGGCGUCGCGCUGGUCCUGUACUCCGCCAACGAGGGCCGUGUCGAUUACGCGUCCCUGGUCAUCAGCGACCCCAACGGAUCCAGCACCGGCUGGGGCGUCGCCGACCUUCCCCUCGUCGCCGUCCUCGCCGCGCUCGCGGGCGCCCUGAGCGCCGCGUACACCGUCGCCGCGGACUUCUUCGGGAAGUGGCGACGACGUCCCGGAGCGUGGACCCCUCAGUGGCUCGCGAACGCGAUGGGGACGAGGUGGGGGAUGUGGCUCGACGCCGUGAUGGGCGCCGCGCUGAACGCUUCGAUGCAGGUGCUGCUGCCCGCGGCGUUUGGGUGCCGCGCCGCGCCGACGACGUCGAACGAGUACGGACCGGACGGAAGCCUCAACGUCUACACGGGACGCCGCAAGUUGACGUCGUCGGCGAUUUACAUCCCCCGGACCUUCGUGCAGUACACCUGCGAGCCCGGAGACUUCAGCGAGAUGGCCACGCUGAUGCUGCAGAACGAGGAGGGCGUCGUCAAGCACCUGUUCGCCAGGGACGAGCUGUACAGCGAGAAGCUCUUCACCGCCCCCGUCGUCUUCGCGUUCCUGGCGUACUUCUUCUUCAUCGCGUCCGUCACCUUCGGCGGCGCGUUCCCGGCCGGCGUGUUCAUACCCAACAUGCUCAUGGGCGCCAGCCUCGGGAGACUGUUCGGAUUCUUCGCCGAGCAGGUGAGCCCGUCGGUGAACAAGGGAACGUACGCGUUGAUCGGAUCCGCGGCGAUGCUCAGCGGUUUCACGCGGAUGACGGCCGCGGUCACCGUGAUCAUCAUCGAGGCCACCGCGUCCAUGGACGUGCUCGCGCCCAUCAUCCUCGCGUGCGUCAUCGCCAGGGCCGUGUCCAUGGCCAUCGUAUCGCACUCCCUGGACGAGAGGCAGAUCAUCGCCAAGGGCGUUCCCUUCCUGGAGCAUCACGCGCAUCCGUCCACGGCUGCGGUUAAGAUUGGCGACGCGCUCAAAGAAGCGGACUCGAGGCGCGGCCCGAUCAUCGCGUUCCGCAAGCAGGAGCGGCUGGAGGUUUUGUUGAACGCGCUCCUGCUGACGGAGCACAACGCGUUCCCGGUGCUAGACGACGUGGAAAAUAACACCGGCCUCGGCGGGCUCGUCACUCGGGCCAUGCUUCAGCGGGUGCUCCGAAUCGUCUUGGAGACCGACGACGACGACGACGACGACGCGGAUGCGGACGCGGACGCGGACGCGGACGCGGGCGCGGAUGCAAAGGCUAACGCCGCAUCCAAGAAAACCGCCGCCGCUCCCCGUCGGAGCACGCCGACGCUCGGGUCCGGUCGUUCAUCGUGGUCGCGCAAGAGCAUCGACAAGUGGUGCGUGGAGGGCGUCUGCCCCGCGCGCCGUGACUCGCGCAAACGACCCGUCGCCGCGUCGUCGUCGUCGUCGUCGUCACCCGGCAACGGCGCGUCGCAGGUGAUAAUCCACAUCGACGACGACGUCGAGGAGGGCGGCGAGCGCGGCGGCGACGACGGGCGGGACGUCGAGGCGAUCUCCUCGGCAUCCUCCGACGCGGGCGGCUCGCUGAAGACGGCGCCGUCGACGCCGCCGCCGGCGUCGCCGACCGCCAAGGAGGGAUGCGAGUUCAUGACCUCGCUCGCGCGUUGGACCGCGAGAAACGCCAGGAAAGGACUCCACAACCUUCACCUCCCGAACCCGGGUAAGGGCGCGUUCGCGCGUCACGGGGUCGCGGGCUCAAAACCCGGCGGCGGCGGCGGAAACGGCGGCGACGACGACGUCCCAACGAGGGUCGGCGCCGCCGCGGCUCGAAGCGGCGCGCACCAAGUAUCAUCACACAGGGGCGACGAGAAUCACUUCGACGAGCUCAAGGAGGGCACGAGCAUCGUCGACCGGCUGCGUCGAGGGGUGAUGAACGUCCCGGGCACGCAGCUGACGCGCAUGGUGGACCUGACGCACGCGGUGGACAAGGCGCCGUGGACCGUGGACUCGUGCAUGAAGCUCGCGAGGGUCCAUAACCUGUUCGCCAGGUUGGGCGUGAGGCACCUGUGCGUGGUGAGCGACAACGGGCGAAGGCUGGAGGGGAUCAUCACCAGGCACGAUCUCAUACACGUGCACAGACUCGCGGAGGAAGGGCGAUGA